Molecule: messenger RNA, 1551 nt
Organism: Daldinia caldariorum
Lineage: Eukaryota; Fungi; Ascomycota; Sordariomycetes; Xylariales; Hypoxylaceae
Product: alpha/beta-hydrolase
Exons: 6
Coding region: 1-1551 (516 amino acids)
Source: RefSeq, a predicted model, not a curated record
AUGGCAAAUUUCAAGAGGCUUCCAUGGCUUUACUUAGCAAUUUCUGCAAGAAUCUUCCCGUUGGUUCUCGGUCGAGAUGGAGGGGCAGAGUUCCAGCCGUCCGUGGACUUGGGAUACGAAGUUCGUCGAGGAUCGAUGAAUAAAACUGGAGAUUACUACAUCUUUAACAACAUCCCAUAUGCGCAGCAGCCUGUUGGUGAGCUGCGCUUCUCAAAGCCAGUCCCUAUCGUCCAAAGUCAGGGUGUCCCGGCCCAUGGACAUGGAAACGAUGAUGUUGUCAUGUGCCCUCAGGCUUAUCCGCAGUGGCUUAUUGACCUCAUGGCAAAGCGCAUAGGGGUCGAUAAAAAGAGGAUAGCGUCUUUGCUCAACAACCAACUGGGCCAGACGGAGGCAUGUCUGGUACUUGAUGUCUAUGUGCCUGCGAACAUUUUUGACGAGGGUCCUGCUGCAAAUGCAUCUGUCCUCGUAUGGAUCCAUGGUGACGGCUUCACGUACGGGUCUAAGAAUCUGUACGAUAACCCAGCAAGCUUGAUUGCUAGAUCUCAAAAGAUAUGUCCACAGGGGACCAUCCUAUCCGGCGGUGAUGUUACGCCGAACCUGGGACUUUACGACCAGCGACAAGCUUUGGAUUGGAUACAGAAAUACAUCGUCUUAUUCGGAGGCGGUCCGGGCAGAGUGACGGUUAUGGGUGAAAGCGCGGGUGCUGCGAGUAUCGUCCACCAGCUUACUGCAUUUGACGGGUCGAAGGCUUCCCCAUUUCUGAAAGCGAUUAUUCAGUCGCCCGGAUUCCAAUGGAAUAUUGACUUGCGUGGUAACUAUCUUAGAACAUUGGUAGAGGCGUCUAAAUUAGUCGGGUACGAGAUUGAUAGCGUAAGUCAGCUUCGUAAAUUACCCGUCGACCUGCUACAGGCUAUCAACCAAGCUACUGUCACUUUGGCCCCGAUGGGUACGUUUGGCUUUGGACCCGGACCUGACGGCUCAUUCGUGACGGACAUUCCGCAGAAGUUAAUUUACAAAGGUAAAUUCGAUCGUACGGUCCAACUGCUCCUAAGCCAUACAUCGCACGAAUCCGUACCUUUCCUCCCGAACAUAACUACCGCAGCCGAUUUGCGGUUAUACGUGAAGCAAAACAUGCCAACAACCUCUAAAAAAACCGUUAACUUUAUGCUUGAGAGUCGGCGACUGUAUCCCAACGUAAUGAAUGGCACGUACCCAUGGAGGACCAAUGACACUUUCAAUCUCGUGUUCACGCAUCCUCCAGGCUGGUACGCUGACGACGUACCAUACGUCUUCUUCAACGGCGAUACGAACACGCUGCAUAGCGGGUACAAAGUCGAUCAAGGCCUAGCAACGCAACUGCAGGACUACAUCGUCUCAUUUGCUCAGACUGGGAACCCAAACUCUGUGUCGAAUAGGCCGCAUUUCCAGAAAUACGGGCCCAAUUCGACAGUACUAGAAUUGGGGAGUCAAGGGUUUAGGAUAGGGACAGAUGAUUUGAAGGGUGAAAGAUGCAGGUGGCUCCAGCAAGCUAUGCUGGUAGGAAUAUUGUGA